GAUCUGCUGCUAACCGCGCGGCUGCGGUCGUGUAUGAAGAUGAAGCGCUGCCGAUGCGUUGCCAUCGAGACCUUGGUGAUGCUUUGCUUCGCCGCGGUUGCUCUUGCCUUCCAAACAGCGGUCCGACUCAGCGCCGGAGACUCGACCGCUCCUCCUGCGGCUUGCUCAGACGGCAGGUUGACUGCAUCAACUAGAGCACUCAUCCCCAACUCAUAUAGGCCCGCGCGCUGGUGCUGUACUCGUGUCGCCAGUAGAGAUGGCGGUAAUAAGAACAGCAGAGUGGUCAUGAUGGGGAGAUCAAACCGCCUGAAGACCGUGAUUGCCAGGCAACGCAACCUUGAGAAGAGCACCGCGCCGGUCAUCCUGUCCGAGAAGGCAAAACGAAAGGCCAAGCGCGAGAGGCGCGCUUACUUCCGAGAGAGGUACGCGUGCUCGGGCCGUCGCCUGAUAAAGCUGCAGCAGGAGGACCCCGACUCGUUGUACAUUGGAUUUGUUGGGACGAAUGGUGCUGGACGAGCUCAGGCGCUCGGGGCGGUGGAAGCCUACCUCAAACGGGCGACCGAGUUCAAGGUCGCGAAGCAUCACAAGGGCAACGCGAAAAUAAAGCUUGUGGACGCGGGAAACAUGUGUUUGUCGGAGAUGAAGGGCAAGGGCGAGCGAAAGUUGAGCCUUCUACGGCACUGCGACCUCCUCGUACACGUGGUACGGUGCUUCGAUCUCUUCGAGCCGAAGCCGUUCAAACCCUGGAGGGGGGCAGGGAGGGAGGAGGAAGACCGACCGGGUGACGAGGUUGACGAGGCACCGGCAACACAACUGCUGUCGAAUCUGGGAGGGGGGGUUAAACAGGGGGGCGGGGAUGGUGAGGAAGUAGAGGAAGAGAUCGACUGGCCGCUUUCCCCAACGCCGCUGGAGGACAUCAAGGAAACGAGGGCUGAAAUGGCCUACGCCGACCUUCAGUUCAUCGAGGAGAGGCACAAAACGAAUCACACCAAGUGGUUCUGGCGGAACCGGAACCGCGCCUUGAACGAAAAGGCCGCCAUCGCGUUGGUGACACCGCUGCUGGAAGACGCCUACGCCAGUGGUGGCGUGCUGGAGCCCGUUGGAACCGGGUUCCGAAACAGCUGCUUACGCGACGAACCGGGAGAGAACGGCACUACGCUCUACAGGAGCAAGCGGAGGGCGGCGAUUGAGGAAAUUGGGUUCCUGACCCCCAAACCCGUUGUGUACGUCGCCAACGUGCCGUCGGAAGCGGCGCCGUCUAGCGAUGAGGAUGACGAUGCCAACGACGACGCCGAACCGAAAGAGGCAUCCGAAUCAGGGGAAGCCGUCAGGAAAGUGGCCCUCGCACACGCGGACAAGGUGGUCAGUCUCAAACGCGACUACGGCGCGCCCGUCGUUGUGGGGUGCCUGAGAAAUCCAGAAGGACAGAAUGCUCUCGGAGCGGCGGUGUUCAAAGCCAUCCCUCGGGAUUUCCUGAGCCGCGAUCCCAAGCUCAGGAAGAGCGCAAACAGUCCACGAAGAAAAACGCAACAGCGGACUCAACAGCGGCGGCGGCCGGGUGAAACCAAGGCACCUAGAACAGGAGCGGUACCUGCGUAG
Ectocarpus siliculosus is the source of this 1599-nucleotide messenger RNA. Lineage: Eukaryota; Phaeophyceae; Ectocarpales; Ectocarpaceae. The record is from the annotation of a GenBank genome assembly.